This is a messenger RNA of Siniperca chuatsi (mandarin fish), 1427 nucleotides long. Its product is annotated as N-acyl-aromatic-L-amino acid amidohydrolase (carboxylate-forming) B-like. The record is from RefSeq and is a predicted model, not a curated record. The transcript has 7 exons. Lineage: Eukaryota; Metazoa; Chordata; Actinopteri; Centrarchiformes; Sinipercidae. Gene Ontology annotation, molecular function: hydrolase activity, acting on ester bonds; aminoacylase activity. Bases 347 to 1357 code for a protein of 336 amino acids.
CGGCUACAGCCUGUACAGAGGGAGGGAUGGGAAUGCUGAAUCAGUGAAAUUGCAUGAAAGCCUGGGAGAGGGUGGAAGAGGGUAAACGGCAGAGGGAGAGGGAAGAGAAAGGUAACGGCCAGGGUAGAGUGGUUAAGAUGUACAGUAUGAUACCUCGUCAUUCAUUUCAUCUCUUGUUUGUGAAUGUGGAGCUGACAGUUCAGUCUGUUUUACCUCAAGCUUUCCUCCUCAGUUAAGAGACUUUAAACAGACUUGUAAUCUCAGUGCUGCUUUAGAGUGCGGUACAUUUCUAGGGUUUAAAGCCGGAACUGCCCCUUUACAGUUUUCCGCAAGCCAGAAAAGCGAGAUGGAGGUAGAUGAGGUGGUGCGUUUGCCAAGGUUGUCCCGGGUCGCUGUGUGUGGUGGUACACAUGGCAACGAGUUAUCUGGGGUGUACUUGGUGAAAGAGCUGCUGAAGGUGGAGAAGAAAGUGGUGGAGAAGGAGGAGAAGGAAGAAGAGCCUGUGUCAGUGCAAAUGGUGCUGUCGAACCCACGGGCCAUGCAGCAGUGCCGCAGAUAUGUCGACACCGACCUGAACCGCUGCUUCACCCAUGCCACCCUCAAUGGUCCCAUAUCAGACAAGGCCCCCUACGAGAUGAUUAGAUCCCGAGAACUGAAUGCCGUGCUGGGUCCCAAAGGAAGUCCUGAGGCGGUGGAUCUUGUAUGCGACCUCCACAACACCACCGCCAACAUGGGCCUGUGCCUCAUCGCGUACUCAGACUGCGAUUGGAUCUGCCUGCACAUAUUCAGACACCUGCAGAGUCAGAUGCCAGAUACACCAAUGAGGUACAUCCAUUUUGAUGUCUCCAAUAAGGAAUCAUAUUCCCUUGAUUCAGUGGGAAAACAUGGCUUUGCCAUAGAGAUUGGCCCCCAACCUCACGGUGUGGUGAGGUCAAACAUCUAUACAGCAAUGAAAGUUGGAGUGCAGCACAUGCUCGAUUGGGUCCGUUUCUUCAACUCAGGCACUAUUUUUGAAGGAGGAUUUGUGGAUGUGUUCACCAUGAUUAAACACAUCGACUACCCGAGAGACAGCAAGACUCGCAACAUCACAGCAGCCAUUCAUCCUCAACUCCAGGACCGAGACUUCUGCCUGCUCCACCCUGAAGACCCACUGUUCCAGACUUUCUCAGGUGAAACACUGAGGUAUGAAGGCAAUGAACCUCUUUAUCCUUUCUUCAUCAAUGAGUGUGCUUAUUACGAGAAGGGCAUCGCUCUCUCCCUGGCAAGAAAAAGGCGUGUGGUGAUUCCUGCAAUCCGGGUACAGACAGAGCAGGAGCAACAAGCUAACGAACAGGGAUUUGCAUCAGAAGAAGAGUGAGGAUGGCCUUUUAAAACACCUGACAUGAUGAGACUGAUGUGACGAUGAAAUAAACUUUACUAAAAUGUUA